GGCGAACGGCCGCUCAUAACACCGACACGGACGUCACGGGGACGAUGUCAGGCACCAUGAGGAUGGCGAUGCUGCUGUUGGUGUGCCUGAGUGCGCAUGUGGCUGUUUCGUCCGCUCAGUCUAAGCCGCAGCUGGCUCUCGAUGAGACCUCCAACACGCCCAUCCUGGACUUCCUCCAGAAAACUGCAACGCAGUUCAGGGAGAUGGACCCCGAUGAGGUGAGCGAAGCGAAACGGGAGCAAUGGGCAUCUUCCUAGAUCCCUUUAUUUUGUGUGUGUUGCCUAUGUGUCGCUUGCAGGCGAGUGCUCGUGUGGCCAAUUUCGUCAAAAACGCGACGACCAACGCGCAGGAGUACCUCGCUAAUCUGGACGAAGACGAGGCGAAGGAGACCGCCAAGAACCUCUUCAAAGAAGCCACGCAGUCGGCAAGUGAGUUGGGCUGGCGGGCCAACGAAUUAGACAUACACACUGACUCCACUCACUGUCCUCAAUGCAGGCAACUGGGUGACGAAUUUCGACAGCGAGGCUGCGAUGGAGAAGCUCGGUUCGACCAUUGACAGGGUCGUACCGGCCUCCAAGGACUUCUUGGACAAUGUGGAUGUCGACGAGGCCAAGGUCGCCGUCACCAAGUGGGCCAAGAGCGCCCGGGAUCGCUCACGUGACAUCCUCGACAAUGUCGACAUCGAGAAGGUCCAGGAGACCGUGGGCUCGCUCGUCGGAGGCGCCACGGAACAGAGCAAGGAGCUGCUGGUACGUACGCACCUACACACGGAUGGGAUCAAACCCACGAGGCGAAAAGGCUUGGUUUGUGUGCAGAAGGAGCUCAAUCCGAAUGAGACUCAGGCGACGCUCGAGGCGAUAGUGGAGAAGGCCGUGCACACGGGGCAGCAGAUCGAUGAAGGCGUCAUCUCUCAGAUCGUCGGCAUCGGCAAAAUCGACUUCGGACGUACGGCAGAUGACACACACACACACAAACACACACACGCCAAGACGGCAGCAGACUGCUGACUAUGUUUUUUGUGUGUGUGUGUCCCAAUGUAUGUAUUGCAGCCGUCCAGACGGAGAUGCUGUCCAGCAUGCUCAAUGGCGUUGUCGCCAAGGGCCGCGAUGUGAUCGAGAACGCCACCCCCGAGGAGGCCGAGGCGGCCGCAUCGGACCUCGCCAAACGUACACACACCCUCGCCUCGCCUCGCCCAGAGACACGCGCAUAUGUGCCGUUGCGCCUUUCUCCCUCGCUGCUUUCAGGUGCUGUUGAAGAGGGUCGGACUUUUCUGAGUGGCGCGACCGACGCGCAGGUGACCAAGACGGUGUCCAGCGUGGUGGACCGUGUGGUGGAGGGCGGCCGGUCCUGGCUCGCCGAGCUCGACACCGACAAACUUAAGAAGAACACCAACGAGUGGAUGAACAGCGCCGUCGACAAGGGCAAGCAGUGGCUCGAAAAAAUGGACGUCGAAGAAACAUCCGGUCAGCCGAGACAAGACAGCCGAGCAGCCGUCAUAUCAAGAGUGCUGUCAUGGUGUGUGUGUGUGUAUGUGUGUGUGUGUUGCAGAGAAGGUGGGCGACCUGGCGGUCAAUGUUGCCAAGAGGGGUCAGGAUUGGAUCCAGAAGCUCGACCCUGACAAGGCCUCCAAGACGGCGUCGCGGGUGGUGGGGCAGCUCAGCAACUUCUUCUCACGCAUCAACGGCAGCCCAGCCAGCCCUGCCACAUCCACUGCUACUGACACCGGGGCGUAGAUAGCUAGCUACUACGCGGCCCUCUGGCCCAUUCAUUCUUUUCCCUCAACACGUUUCUUGUGCAUUUUGCUGAAUAAGGCUCCUACAGUAGUUGUGUACACAGAUAUCUGAGACGGGAGGCAGGCCUGUGGACGUAUCCCCGCGCUACGUACCACCCCAAUAGGGUGGAGCAAGGGGACCCCACUCAGCUGGCGUGCUCCAUCGACUUUGUUGGAAUAUGUGUGUAUGUGUACAUCCACUGACUAAUGAAGGUGGGGG
Messenger RNA from Vitrella brassicaformis, 1991 nucleotides. NCBI's taxonomy places the organism in Eukaryota, Vitrellaceae. The record is from the annotation of a GenBank genome assembly.